Messenger RNA from Larimichthys crocea (large yellow croaker), 6247 nucleotides. Its product is annotated as ankyrin repeat and IBR domain-containing protein 1. Gene Ontology annotation, molecular function: zinc ion binding; protein binding; ubiquitin-protein transferase activity. The transcript is spliced from 19 exons. Gene Ontology annotation, biological process: protein ubiquitination. Lineage: Eukaryota; Metazoa; Chordata; Actinopteri; Sciaenidae. The record is from RefSeq and is a predicted model, not a curated record. The coding region runs from base 488 to 3826 and encodes 1112 amino acids.
UGACUCCUGGCCUCAGUGGGAUGGGCAGCAUUGGCACGGAGAGGCGGAAGCUCCUGGUGAUGCCAGAGGAAGUCUUGUCCUUCUCUCUGUUUGAGCUUUGUUGGCGCUAUGUUUAGUUAUUCUAAACAAAAAAAUAAAACGAUAAACACAGGGAGGUGGGUUACAGUGCAGUGGUGACGCUGACACGGGGGCAGAGCAGCCCGAGCAGCCUGAGAUGCAGCUCUUGUCCUUGCUGUUCAGUGGGAGUGGAAGCGAUUUAAUACUCGGACACAGUGGUGACAAUAUGUUCGGCUUAUUGGAAGAAUCAGCUUGAGUUUUUUUUUUAAUGCCAGAGGAGCUCACAAGGCCUUGUUAAACUUGGACACUGCCACAAAGGAAUUUAACACUUUAACUGUUUUUCUUCUUCUUUUAUUUAGGACAUCAAGUAUGCUGGCAAUUUGAGAGGCUGCUGUGUCAGUCAAACCUUGAACCUACAUUAGGGGAAGAGAUGGGGAACACAGCGACCAAGUUCCGUAAGGCUCUCAUCAACGGGGAUGAGGUGCUGGCCUGCCAACUGUAUGAGAGCAACCAGCAGUUCAAGGAGGCUCUGGAUCCUAACGCUACAUAUGGAGAGUCCUACCAGCACAACACUCCACUGCACUAUGCUGCCCGGCACGCCAUGACACGCCUACUCAGGUCUUUUCUAAGCAAAGAUGGGAAUCCUAACAAGCGUAAUGUGCACAAUGAGACAUCUCUGCACCUACUCUGCAUGGGGCCCCAGAUCCUGACAUCAGAGGGGGCGCUGCAUCCCCGGAUCUCACGGCCAUAUGAAGACAAACAGCGUCGGGCAGAAUGUCUACAAAUCAUCCUAUCAUGGACCGGAGCAAAGCUGGAUCAUGGAGAGUAUGAGAGUGCUGAUGUCAAUGCCACUGACAACAAGAAAUACACCUGCCUGCACUAUGCUGCUGCCUCAGGCAUGAAGACUUGUGUAGAGUUUCUGGUGCAGAGAGAAGCGGACCUGUUUGCGGAGAACGAAAACCGCGAGACUCCAUGUGACUGUGCAGAGAAGCAGCACCACAAGGAGUUGGCCUUGUGCCUGGAGUCACAGAUGGUCUUCUCUCUUGCCCCUGAGGCAGAGGGUAUAGAGGCAGAGUACGCAGCUCUUGACCGAAGAGAGUUGUACGAGGGCCUGCGGCCUCAGGAUCUACGGAGGUUGAAGGACAUGCUGAUAGUGGAGACAGCCGACAUGCUGCAGGCCCCUCUCUUCACUGCAGAGGCACUGCUACGUGCCCAUGACUGGGACAAAGAGAAGCUCUUGGAGGCCUGGAUGAUCAAUGCUGAGGAAUGCUGCCAACGCUCAGGGGUACAAAUGCCCAACCCGCCUCCAACUGGCUACAAUGCUUGGGACACCUUGCCCUCACCACGGACGCCUCGCACCACCCGCUCCUCCAUCACCUCCCCAGACCAAAUCAGCCUCAUGCCUGCUGAUGAGGAGGUUUCUCUGUGUGGUAUCUGCAUGUCUUCUAUCUCCGUCUUCGAAGAACCUGUUGAUAUGUCCUGUGGCCACGAGUUCUGCAGAGGAUGUUGGGAGGGGUUUCUAAAUCUAAAGAUCCAAGAGGGUGAAGCCCACAACAUCUUCUGCCCGGCCUUUGACUGCUACCAGCUCGUGCCUGUGGAAGUCAUUGAGAGUGUGGUGUCUAGAGAGAUGGACAAGCGUUACCUCCAGUUUGACAUAAAGGCGUUCGUGGAGAACAAUCCAGCAAUCCGCUGGUGUCCUCAGGCAGGGUGUGAAAGGGCGGUGAGACUGAACAAUCAGGGACCGGGGACCUCCACCUCAGAUUCUCUUAGCUUUCCCCUUCUUAGGGCCCCUGCUGUAGACUGUGGAAAAGGCCACCUCUUCUGCUGGGAGUGCCAAGGCGAGGCCCAUGAGCCUUGUGAUUGUGAGACCUGGAAGCUGUGGCUGCAGAAAGUCAAUGAGAUGAGACCUGAGGAAUUGGCUGGUGUGAGUGAAGCUUACGAGGAUGCAGCCAACUGCUUGUGGUUGCUCUCAAACGCCAAACCCUGCGCCAAUUGCAAGUCCCCAAUACAGAAAAACGAGGGCUGCAACCACAUGCAGUGCGCUAAGUGUAAGUAUGACUUCUGCUGGAUCUGUCUGGAGGAGUGGAAAAAGCACAGCUCAUCAACAGGAGGCUACUAUCGCUGCACACGCUAUGAGGUCAUCCAGCAGGUGGAGGAGCAAUCAAAGGAGAUGACUGAAGAGGCAGAGAAGAAACACAAGAGCUUCCAGGAACUCGACCGUUUUAUGCACUACUACACACGCUUCAAAAACCAUGAACACAGCUAUCAGCUCGAGCAGCGGCUGUUAAAAACAGCCAAAGAGAAGAUGGAGCAGCUCAGUCGAGCCCUGAGUGGAAGGGAAGGAGGCCCACCUGACACUACAUUCAUUGAAGAUGCGGUCCUAGAACUACUAAAGACUCGACGCAUCCUCAAGUGCUCUUAUCCUUAUGGGUUCUUUUUGGAGCCCAAAAGCACAAAGAAAGAGAUCUACGAGCUUAUGCAGACGGACUUGGAGAUGGUGACUGAGGACCUAGCACAGAAGGUUAACCGGCCUUAUCUGCGAACACCGCGCCACAAGAUCAUCCGUGCAGCAUGUCUGGUGCAGCAGAAGAGGCAGGAGUUUCUGGCCUCAGUAGCCAGGGGAGUGGCCCCGAAUGACUCUCCAGAGGCCCCCAGGCGCAGCUUUGCUGGUGGAACGUGGGACUGGGAAUAUUUAGGCUUUGCAUCACCUGAGGAGUAUGCAGAGUUCCAGUACAGGAGGAGACAUAGGCAGCGGAGGCGAGGCGACAUGUCCAGUCUCCGGAGCAACACACCCGACCCUGAUGACCCCAGUGACAGCAUUUCAGACACACAGGACAUUGGAGGUGGACGGAGACAUGGUGCUCUCAUGCAGGGUCUUGGUUCUUUGGAUGACGAUGACCCAAACAUUCUACUAGCUAUUCAGCUGUCACUCCAGGACUCGGGGAUGGUGGGGAGUGGGUCCAGCCAUGACAUCCUUGCUAAUGAAGCCUCGCUCGGUGCUAUCGGCACCUCUCUGCCUUCUAGGCUUGAGCAGAGUGCUCCAGGUGUAGAGGUCCUCACCAGAGCUUCCCUAAGCAGCUCAGAACUGCUGGAGCUGGGAGAUAACUUGGCUAGACUUGGCAACAUCAACAUCAGCAGCCAGUACUCCACUGCCACUGCCUCCGUACAGCACUGUGACAGUCACCACCGGGCCUACAGGGCUUCUGUGCCGAUACCAGUGGCUCCAGGUGGCAGCAACUCUUCAACAGGCCUCUUCUCCUCUUCUAGUGACACGAUAGAUUCAACCACAUGCGGCAGCCACGACCCAUCCUCAUCCUCUGCGUUAGCAGCAAAUGCUAACCUGCUGGGCAACAUCAUGGCUUGGUUUCACGACAUGAAUCCUCAAGGUAUCACCUUGGUCCCCCCAACCUCCCCUGACACGGAUUCAAACCUUGACAAGCUCCUUGCAGAUGGAGGUGGGUGCCUGCAGGAUGACGAGAAAGGUGGGGACGCUCUGCCUGGAAACAGAAAACCUCAGGAAGUGAUGGCAGAUGUGGGUUUUUGCUCUCAGAGACUGAGUGACAUGGAGGAAAAGGAGUGUGCUGUCGCUGAGAGGCCGACCCAGUUAGAUCUAGUUGGGCUGGACACCAUGUCCCUACCUUACAUGGCCACCCUCGACACAAGUGGAGACCAUGCCGAACGGGGAGGCUCCAAGGUCUGUCGUGUUGACACUCCGCAAUGUAACUCCAUAUCGGACCAACUACCCAGCACCAGUUCGUCUGAGUGUUAGGACCAAGUGCAUUUGGUAUGAAGUGAUUGGCUGAGAUGGGAAGGAGCUUUUUUUGGAAAUGCCAAAAAAGAGAGAGAGAGAGAGAAAGAUUGCAAAUUUGGAAUAUGUGUAAUAGCUAUUCAGGUGGAUUAUAUACAGAAUGAAGAAUGUGUUCAUUGGAGAGAAGGGGAGGAAGCUUAGUUUAGCACUGCAGUUAGGUUUGCUGUGUUUACUGUAUUGUCAGCCCCCAACAACCAGCCCUGCUGCAAAGAAAGCACUAAGUGAAGGAGAGAUUCCAGUUCAUAUAAAUUUUCAAGGAUAUAUUUCCUCUAGUGACUCUGUGCUGGUAGAAAUAUGAGUGUUGCUUGUUUUCUGAAAUCAAUUUUAGAGGAGAUAAGAAUUUAGAAACUUUUGUUUAGUGCAGGUAUUCCUUUUUUUUUUUUUCUUCCACUGGAGUAAAAGCCUACUGUAUGUGUCUGAAUCAGGUUUGAGGGAGGAAUUUCAACUGUAUAUAUGAGCAGAUUCACAUUUUUUUUUGCUCCAAUACUCAAUCUGUGGUGGUACAGGCUGGGGAAUGUUUCACUCCUGUCCAAAUCUGCCUACUUUAUGGGUGCCAAACACUGACUAGCAAAAGCACAAUUUGCAGUCACCAAGUGGAUUCUUCAGAGCAAAUUGUGCCUGCUUGUUACAAUCUCAACGACUCAGCUCAACUUAAAUGUGAAAGUCUCGAGCCAUAUUUUUAUUUGAGAUUGCGGCUGAGUGAUAUUUUCAAGUCUAAAAGCUCUAGCGUGCUGUGUAACUCUGUAGUUUAAAACCAUAAUGGUUGUGUUCUUAAUUAUGUAAAACAUUCACACAAAGAUGAAUUAUUCAAAUGAAAAGUUGGCCUGCUCAAAAACAUUUCAAAAUUGAGUUGACAAUGGUUAUUCAUCUCAAAGCUUUCAAUCCAAACACACUUGCAGUGGGGGACGUGAUCUGAUCUUCAAAAACCACAAACGCUGAUGGGCUUCAGUGUCAUUCAGUUCAGUAUAUUAUGAAUUCCAUUGUUGCUCACUUAAAUUGAUGUUUGAGUAUGGCAGCUGAAUGUGGAGCGUGAUUAGACGGUCGACUAAAUAGACAGCGAGUAGUCUGAUUUAUACACUGCAAGAAAGACCGGUGAAAGAGGUAAUCAGGCAAUCCCAUUCGAACUUUGGUGAAUUAAUUAUUCAAACCCUGGUCACUGUAAGUUAUCUCUGGGUUGUAUUUAAGUGUAACAUAAGCAAAGCUUUCUUAGAGCUCUGCAGAUGUCCCGGACUGCAGGGAUAAUGCACAGAGAAUUCAUGAAUGUGUGUUGCAUCUCAAACACAUGGGGAGUCCAUGUCUUUGAAACAGUUCUCUACGCAGUUAGAGAUACAGUGCCUUUAUGUCAAUCACUAUUAUUUAAUUUUUUUUCACACAUUUUUCUGAGUGCUAAUUACACAGUAUUUACAGUGUAAACAAAACAAACACCUGUUACCUUAAAGUUAUCUUAUGAAGUUUAUAGUGUGCAAACAUGAUUUUUUUUUCUUUUUUUCAUUAAAAUAUUUGUAGCAUGAGGCUUUUUGUUGGUUCUAGUAGUGUUGUGUUAAUGGAUAACACUGAUUUUAUAUGAUUUGGUAUAAAGGGUAACAGUUAAUAGACAGUUCAUAGUUUCAAAUCUUGUUCCCAAAUAUUUUGAAAAAACAACAUUUUUUUCUUCUUUUUUUUGUGCAGAGGGGCUUCUUGUCCGACACUUUGAAAGAGUUUUUCUGUUUUUUCUGUGGUUUAGAAACUAAAAUCACUGUAUGGACUUUGGAAUGAGUUGACCUACUGUAUGUGUAUCAUGUAUCUUACCUGAAGACACUAAAAUGGAGGAAAGUUGCAAUAUAAAGUUUAUCUGAAAUAAAUCAGAUCCAUUAAAGGACAUGGAUUGUGUAUAACCAACAUGAAAUGAAACACAUUGAUCAGUGUUUUACCUUUUAAGACAUAAGAAUUAUGUUUGUACAGACUAAUGUCUGACUGAAGUAAUUAUCUUCUGUUUCUCUAGUAGACAUAUAGAGCCACAUUAGAACUUAAAAUAGCGAUUGCUUUGAAAAGUGUCUUGAAGUUGUGAAGUUGAGUGCCACAUUGCUGGUGGAGCUUGGUUAAUGAAAGUGGGUUGAACAGAGGAGCUAACACAUGUUGCCCUUCUUGUGUAACUGUUUGCUGUGCAUGAAAUGGGUAUACGUCUAAAUGGAAUUUGUACUUCCUUUGUAUUUCACCUCUAAUGUCCAGGUGAUUUAUUUUAAAAUGGCAUAUAACAUUUUGUAACUCAUUGAGAUUUUCUAUUGUAAAGCAACUAAUCCUUGAAAUGCUAUUUGCACUUUCAUAGUCUAUACUUGAUACAUUCCCUCUUUAUAUGAAAAAUGUUUGAUGUGUGAUGCCAAUAAACUAUGUGUUGAGUUUUAA